UUUCUCUCGAUCGUCCGCACCUUCCCUACCCUCCCUUCUCCCUCGUCGUCGUUUUCGGAAAACAACCGGGUGAAAAAAACAAAAAACAAAAUGCAAGACGUCAAAGUCAGCGCCAAAGCGGGCGAGGCGCGCGAGGCGACGGGCUUCGACCUGAUACAGUGGCGGCGCUUCUUGGUACCCUGGCAGUUGAUAUCCCGCCUCGAAGCCGACCGCUACGUCCACCGCCGCCCGCAAUACACGUCCUGGAUCGCGCUGCCCGCGGGCGAGCAGAACGCGCUGUGGGCCGCCAUCAACGCGCGGCUGGACGCGGAGAAUAUCCCGCGGAUCAAUCAGAGCGUGCUGAUCUGGCGGAUGAGCCAGGCGAUGCGGGAGGCGCGGCGGCUGUUUGUGAUGAACCAGGAAGGCGGGGUGGGGGAGGGGGGCGAUACAAGUCAGGAGCAGGCGGAGGAGGAGGCGGAGACGGUGCAGGAUGGGUAUAGGAGUCCGUAUGAGCCGGUGCGGUCACCACCGCCGCAGCAACGGUCGCCGCCCUCUCGACAUCCAGCGCAGACGGAGACGCCGCCGCGGCCGGCAUACGAUCCGGUGAAAGAUGCGGCGGGUUCUUUGGGUGGAUUGGUGGAGGAGGGCAAUAAUGACGUUGCGAUGGGUCUACGGCGGAUGUAAGAACACUUGUGAUAUUUCGGCUUUUGAAUUAUUGUCUUCGUUGCGCCUUGUAGAUAGUCGGGCUGCGGGCCAUCAGGCUCCAAGACCGGAUAGGGGGAAGGGGCAUAGUGGUUAGAUCGAGACUGUACACUUGUAUAUGGGGCCCCUGUCGUCGUGACGAUGUUUUAUAAGAGAAUCGAGAUGGACAGUAGAGGAAGUUAAGAGUGGGACUACUGAAAGAUGUUCGUGGUGUUAAGUUUGCGAUCAUUGUGAGUGAAUGGAAAUGAAAGAUUUGAGGGACUGUUAGUUAUUCACGAUCUGAGCUUGCAUUCAGGUCACCAGGCAAUCGAUGCUGUAUUGCAUGAAGGCCAACCUCACUACGUAGAAGUCGAUACUUAUCUAGGCCGCUGGUGGGCCUCGAUUGUGAGUGCCAGUCCCACU
This is a messenger RNA of Mytilinidion resinicola, 1083 nucleotides long. RefSeq lists its product as uncharacterized. Lineage: Eukaryota; Fungi; Ascomycota; Dothideomycetes; Mytilinidiales; Mytilinidiaceae. The coding region runs from base 91 to 663 and encodes 190 amino acids. The transcript has 3 exons. The record is from RefSeq and is a predicted model, not a curated record.